Messenger RNA from Pantherophis guttatus, 1007 nucleotides. The record is from RefSeq and is a predicted model, not a curated record. NCBI's taxonomy places the organism in Eukaryota, Metazoa, Chordata, Lepidosauria, Squamata, Colubridae.
GACUUGGGCCGGAGAACCCUUAUCCAGCUCAGUACGAUGACUGUCUGAAGGCGACUGUCUUCCUCAUGAAACACGCAGAAGAUUACGGGGUGGACAGCUCCCGUAUUAUCAUUGCUGGAGACAGCUUCGGGGGUACAUUGGCCACACGUAUCUGCCAGUUACUAGUGGACCGGAGUGACCUUCCCAAGGUUCACGCCCAAGUGUUGAUCUACCCCGUUCUUCAAGGCCUGGAUUUCUCCUUGCCAUCCUAUCAGCAGAACUGCAAAAGUCCCUUCUUGUGGCGUAAGAUAGUUCCCUUCUUGGGCUGCUAUUACUUUAACAAGCCCACUUCUCUUGCGGACAGUAUUCUGAAAAGCAGUCACGUUCCUGAGGCCACCCGUCUGAAGUACCAGAAGUGGUUGAGCGCUGACAACAUCCCGGAACAGUUCAAAGCCAGAGGCUACACGCCUCCAGAGCCAUCCUCGUCUCAUUUUAACCCUCGGUUGCACGAAGAAAUUAAAGAGAUGCUCACCGAAACCUGCUCGCCGUUGCUCACCGAGGAUGCGGUGAUCUCCAAGCUCCCUCAGACCUUCUUGCUGACCUGCGAGUAUGAUGUCCUUCGCGACGACGGGUUGUUGUACAUGAAGCGACUGACGGACAAUCGUGUGCCGGUAACCUGGAGCCACGUAGAGAAGGGCCUGCAUGGGAUGGUCUUGCUCUAUGGGUUUUGGAUCCGAUCCCCUCUGCCGACCAACAAGAUGGUGCACGAUAUCACCGAUUUUAUCCGACGCUUGUGAGGCCAAAAACAAAACCGAUGUCGCAUUUUGAUCUUCUUUCCGGGGGAAUCCGGUGGCCUAGACUCGUGGACCCCUUAGGAUAAACUGGUUAGAUCCUGGUCAAUGAACCUCAAAUGUAGCUCUUAAAAUCAAUCUGACUUCUCCAUUCUGUGUUUUAUUAUUCUAUAUUCUAUAUUCUAUAUUCUAUAUUCUAUAUUCUAUAUUCUAUAUCCUAUCCUAUCCUAUCCUAUC